This is a messenger RNA of Coffea eugenioides, 1759 nucleotides long. RefSeq names its product galacturonokinase. Bases 160 to 1482 code for a protein of 440 amino acids. The record is from RefSeq and is a predicted model, not a curated record. Gene Ontology annotation, biological process: galactose metabolic process. Gene Ontology annotation, cellular component: cytoplasm; cytosol. Lineage: Eukaryota; Viridiplantae; Streptophyta; Magnoliopsida; Gentianales; Rubiaceae. The transcript has 14 exons. Gene Ontology annotation, molecular function: ATP binding; galactokinase activity.
GGUGCCCAUUUCUUUUUCUUAAACUGCACUCAUAUUUCUUAACAUACACUUUUUACAGUUUAUAUCCGUAUAUUUCCAAGACAUCCCAUUUUAAAUAAGUAAUCAUAUUGGACAAUCACGUGAAGAGUUAUAAAAGAAAAAAGAAUCAAAUCUUGAAAGAUGGAUGGGAUGUCUUGGCCUUCUCAGUCGGAGUUGGAUGGAAUGAGAGAGAAGGUUGCUCAGAUGUCUGGUGGAGAUGCCAAAGAGGUUAGAUUUGUCGUAUCUCCAUACCGGAUUUGUCCUUUGGGAGCUCACAUUGAUCAUCAGGGUGGAACAGUUUCUGCUAUGACAAUAAAUAAGGGCAUUCUGCUUGGUUUUGUUCCUUCUGAUGAUUCUCAGGUCGUACUCUCAUCAGGGCAGUUCCAAGGGGAAGUUAAGUUCAGAAUUGAUGAAAUCCAGCUUCCAAAGUUCAAUAAUGGUUCAAAUAAUACAAUUCCAGUAAUGAACUCAUCCAAAUCAGAGGAAGAAUGUAACUGGGGAAGUUAUGCCAGGGGUGCGCUCUAUGCCUUGCAAAAGAGAGGAAACUUCCUGAGAAAGGGUAUCAUUGGGUUCAUUUGUGGUUCUGAUGGUCUUGAUAGCUCAGGUCUCAGCUCCUCUGCAGCUGUCGGAAUAGCUUAUUUGAUGGCUUUUGAAAAUGCAAAUAAUCUCGUAAUUUCUCCAACAGAAAAUAUUGAGUAUGAUAGGCUGAUUGAGAAUGAAUACUUGGGUCUGAGGAAUGGAAUAUUGGAUCAAUCAGCAAUAUUGCUUUCAAGCUAUGGUUGUUUAACUUGUAUGAACUGCAAGUCUGUGCAGACCAAAGAAUACCAGCUCAUACACCCCCCAAAUUUGCUCAAUGGCCAGAAGAAUAGUAUGAAGAGUUCAUAUAAGAUAUUACUGGCACCUUCGGGCUUGAAGCAGGCCUUGACAACCAAUCCUGGAUACAAUCGUCGAGUCACUGAAUGCCAGGAGGCAGCAAGGAUUCUAUUGCAAGCUUCCGGCAAGGAAGGACUGGAGCCUCUGCUGUCCAAUGUUCAACCAGAAAUCUAUGAGGCUUACAAGAGCAAGUUGGAACCCAGUCUGGCAAAAAGAGCAGAACACUACUUUUCAGAAAAUAAGCGUGUUAUGAAGGGAGUUGAAGCAUGGGCUUCUGGCAGUCUGAAAGAUUUUGGGAAGCUUAUCUCAGAAUCUGGUCUCAGUUCGAUAAAAAACUACGAAAGUGGUUGUGAACCAUUGAUACAACUGUAUGAGAUACUUUUGAGGGCUCCUGGAGUUUUUGGAGCACGUUUCAGUGGUGCAGGUUUCCGUGGUUGCUGUAUUGCAUUUGUGGAUGCAGACUGCGCAUUAGGUGCAGCAUCUUUCGUCAAGAAUGAAUAUCGUAAAGUCCAGCCAAAGUUGGCAAGCCAAAUCGACCAAGAACGGGCAGUCAUAAUAUGUGAAGCAGGCGAUUGUGCUAGGGUCAUAUGACUUCUUCUUCGUUUAUUAUUUGAUUCAUUCUUCCGUUCUUUUGUACCCAGAAAAGGACACCACUGCAUAAUAUGGUGUUGUAUCAGGUCUGUAGCCCAAGGAAAUAAAGAGAGGGCACGAAAGUGCCUCACCUGGUGAUUAAAUUGAGCAUUAUUGGUUCAGCAAUGAACAAUUGUAAGAUUUGUCUCAAGAUUUUUACAAUGCAUGUAUACUAGCAAAUGAAUGAACUGUGUACCAAGAUGAAAUAUAAAACUAAUCCAAUGAUUUUGUUCGACUA